This is a messenger RNA of Acanthosepion pharaonis, 783 nucleotides long. The record is from the annotation of a GenBank genome assembly. Lineage: Eukaryota; Metazoa; Mollusca; Cephalopoda; Sepiida; Sepiidae.
AUGCACUGUUUGUCUGUCUGUCUAUCUAUCUAUCUAUCUAUCUAUCAACACUUCACGGCGAGGACACGCCAUGUCACUUACAUUGUAACAAUUUCUUUCUAUCUUUCUUUCUUUCUGUCUAUCUAUCUAUCGAACUAUUUAUUUAAUUUUGUUCUUGCUAUCUCUAUCAGUUUAUUUCUUUCUAUCUAUCUCAAUCUGUCUCCUUAUUAUCUAUCUAUCUAUCUAUCUAUCUAUAUUCAUAUCUAUAUAUCUAUCUACAAAAUGUUGCUUUUUUUUCUUUUCUUCUUUCUCCUCCUUCCAUUAUUCUUUUCUUCUUUCUUUAACAUCCAUUUUUCUUUUUUUCUCUCUCUUCCGUCCAUUUUUAUGUUCUUCCACUUUCUUCUAUUCCUCUUUCACUUUUCUUCUUUCUCUUCCAUCCGUUUUCCUUUUCUUCUAUCUAUUCUUCCAUUUUCUUUUCUUCUUUCUGGCAUUUUUUUUCUUUUCCUUCCAUUUGUUCAUCUCUUUUUUCUCUAUCUUUUUUCUUUUCUUCUUUCUCUAUUUUCCUUUUCUUUUUUUCUUUUUUGCAUUCUUUUCUUUCGAAUUUUAUAUACCUUUUUUCUAUUUAAAUUCUUUUUCGACCUCCCUGGCCCUCCCCGAUUGUUCUAUCCCCCCCAGUCUCUCACACAUCUUGUGAGUCCUCUUUUCCAAUAUGACAUAUUCCUCAUCAAAGUCUCCGAUAAUCGCCCUGUACACCACCCCAUUGACAUAUACCAGGCCCCACCCUUUUUUUUUCUCUCCCCGUGA